GCGUGCAGCCAUUUGCAUUUAUGCUUCAAAUCGUAAUAAAUACUUGGUACAUUCCUUUACAUAAUCAUCCAUUUGCUAUUUUUAACGGCAAUGAGUGAAGAAGCGCAUACGUAAAAAUAGAUAUUUAAAUUCCAAACCUACGAAAAUUCCUACGAAUUGUAAUAAAUAAAAAUUCAUAGUCGCAGUGCAAGUGGCAUUUUCCAGUUAACAACCAAUAAAUGUCGUCGAUAGAUGAUUUGAAUCAGUCCUUCUGUGGCAGUCAAAGCGAAAUGAACAUUUGGAAAGGAAAAUUGCUGGCGGAUGUGCCAUUCGGUAAUGUGCUCAUAGUGAGUGGGAAAGUGAAACCAAAUCCGAAUAAAAUUUGCUUGGACAUAACCGAUAAUAUUAAGGGUCAAAAUGAGAGCGAAACGGUUUAUUUGAAAAUUGAGGCGAAUUUUAGGGAGAAUCAAAUAAUAAGGAGUAUGUUUAUGCCCGGCGAAGGUUGGCAACAAGAAGAGAUCUCAAAGAAUUGGAAAUCUGAUGGACCGAAAAAUCCAUUGGUGCCAGGAAAAACAUUCACAUUUCGCAUUGCUGUUCUACAAAAAUGCUUCGAAAUCUACAUAAACGACAAUCUCUAUGGAGCCUUCGAAUUUGUGAAAUUUCCCAAACCAAUAAAUUUCGUAAUGGUUUACGGUGACUUUGAAAAAAUCACACAAUUCCAUCAACGAAUGCUAUUUCCGCUCGUCUUUCCGAGAAGUUUGAUUUGUCCGGAGAAAAUUGCUUUUCAAAGUGAUGUACCAAAGAAAUACGAAGUUGGUACCGUUGUUGCUAUGGAGUGCAUUGCUAAAGGUCCACCGAAUACGGCUUUCUCCAUUUGCUUCCAAUGCAAUGACACAGGGCGCAUUGUGCUCAAGUUUCAUGUGAAUUUUGAGACUACAACCGUGUCACGCACUUACGAGCGGCCCGAUAACAGUUUUUCGUCGGAUGAUGAGGAAACUGAUGGCGAAUUUCCAUUUCAACGUGGCAAGAUCUUCAAAAUCGCAUUCGGCAUUGGCGACAAGGCAUUCAUAAUUGCGGUGAAUGGCCAAUAUUUUACCUACUACAAUUAUCCUAUUCGCACAUUUGCCAUAUCGACACUGAAGUGUUUCACCAAUAAUGUUGGUGAUUUUGCGGUGAAAAAUUUGGAAUAUCAUUGCGAUUCGCCCUUAUUGACGCGCGUCGAAAAAUUGUCGCUCAUUUAAUUGGAAAUCCUCAAAAAAAUAUAUAGAUUAAUAAUAUUAUAUAGCAAAUUGUUGUAUUUGCAUUUCAUACGUAGAUUUUUGGCAUAAGCAGUGGUUAGUUCAAGCACAUCAAAUUGCAUAUUUUGUAUUUGCAAAGGAAAUCAGU
This is a messenger RNA of Anastrepha obliqua, 1365 nucleotides long. RefSeq lists its product as uncharacterized. The transcript is spliced from 5 exons. The record is from RefSeq and is a predicted model, not a curated record. Bases 219 to 1220 code for a protein of 333 amino acids. Gene Ontology annotation, molecular function: carbohydrate binding. NCBI's taxonomy places the organism in Eukaryota, Metazoa, Arthropoda, Insecta, Diptera, Tephritidae.